This is a messenger RNA of Poecilia latipinna (sailfin molly), 2191 nucleotides long. RefSeq names its product sialic acid-binding Ig-like lectin 6. The record is from RefSeq and is a predicted model, not a curated record. The transcript is spliced from 8 exons. NCBI's taxonomy places the organism in Eukaryota, Metazoa, Chordata, Actinopteri, Cyprinodontiformes, Poeciliidae. The coding region runs from base 13 to 1452 and encodes 479 amino acids.
AGCAACAAAAACAUGAAGUCCUUUAAAAUACAGCUAGUAUUAAAAUCAAGCCACUGCAUAAAGAAAGGAUGUCUUGUGUGCUGGUUAGCAGCUUCCCAGACGUGUUUCAGUUUGGCAAUCGUCUGUUCCUUACUAACUUUUCAGUUUGUCUCAGGUGCUGCGGACAAUUGUGAGACUAAUAAGAAACCAGAGCUGUUCAUCACAACGCCAGGAAAACUGGAAGCACUGAGUGGAUCGUGUCUGCAAGUCCCUUGCAACUUUUCUGCCAAAACAAGUGCAAGCUUCACGGGAAAAAACUUCGGGGUGUGGAUCAAAUCAGAUUCUCGAUUUAAAGACUUCCCAGAAAAUGUGAUUUUCAACAGCAGUGGGUCGACAAAAACGUAUCCGCUGGAAAUUACGGGGAACCUGGAGAGACAAAACUGCACAACUGUGUUUCAAAACCUAACUAGCGAACAUUCAGACGUAUACUUCUUCAGAAUUGAACAUACGCAGACCAAGGCAACAGCUUCCUGCAGUGGAUUUCACUUAACAGUCACAAAUUCUCCUUGGAGUCCCAGCAUUAAUGUUCCCUCUGACCUGAAGGAGCAUCAGUCUGUCACUGUAACCUGCUCAGCUUUCACUCCCUGUCCACACUCACCUCCUCAACUCACCUGGAAUCUCCAACAAGACUCUCUCAGACAAACAGAGAAAAACACAGAUGGAACCUUUACAACUAAAAUCCAGGAGAACAUCACUCUGUCAGACACACAUGAUGGAUACAACAUCAGAUGUUCUGCCAGAUAUCCUGUGAUUGGAGGAAACAAGACAGCAGAGACAGAAGUGACUCUCAGUGUUUCAUAUGCUCCUAGAAACACCUCAGCAUCCAUCAGUCCAUCAGGUUUGGUGUCAGCAGGUAGCUGGGUGGAGCUGAGCUGCUCCAGCAGAGCCAAACCUCCACCCAGAUUCACCUGGUUCAGGAUCAGCACAGAGGGAACAUUUAAUGUGUCUGUAGGCCAGGUUUACAGACUCCAGAGGACCAACAUGACAGACUUGGGAAGUUAUUACUGUGAGGCUGAAAAUAUUCUGGGGCGUCAGACAUCAACAUUGAGUCAUUUAAAAGACCAUGAUGCAUUGUGGGGAGCUGCUGCUGGGGGAUUUAUUGCGAUCUUCAUUGUGAUCUGUGUUGCUUACAUCCUUUGGCGCUUGAAGUUUAAACAUUCAGCUUUACAUCGGUUUCAGAAAUCGGGUUUACAAGAGCCUACCAGCACCGCAGAAAACCAGGACAUCCAUUAUGGAGACAUCGACUUCUCUGUGAUGAGACCGUCGCUUAAAACGGCCCGAGACGAGACAGACCAGCAGAAUGUUAUGUAUUCAGAAGUGAAUGUGUGCAGAACUGGAAACGGGACUGGAUCUGUGGACGGCCUCUACGCUCAGGUGAAGAAGAAUCCAGUCAAUCCACAUUUCACCUCGUGAAACUUUAUCUCACAGAUACGUUUGACUUUUUCUCUGAACUGUUCAAACACAAACAAUUGUUUUAAUUUUUUAACUGUGUGACGGUGGGACUGAUAUUUUGUGUUUCCUUCCACAAACUAUUCCCAGUAGUUUGCUGUUUGUGAAAAGAAAACUAUUGUGAGAGGAUUUAGACGUACGCGUAGGUUUACUGUCCAGUUAGACGACACAUUUAUUUCCAAGAUUUAACUUUCUGGUUGAUGUCUUGAGACGUUGGUUCAAUAUUUCCACAUAUUGCUCCUUUCUUAUGAAGCCAUCUUUUUUAUCUUUUUUUUUUUUAAGCGCACCAGUCCCUCCUGCAGCAAAGCAACCACGUGCUUCCAUCUCCAUGCUUUCUUCUUUCCUUUUUCCUCAAAAUGAAAUGUCAUUAUGCCCAACCGCUUCAACUAUAAAUUUAUCGGACUUCCGUCUUUUUUGUGCAAUUUAUGUCAAUUUUCCGAUCAUGUUGUGCAGUUCCACUCCUAACGACGCUCUCUUAUCCAGAGCACCUUUCAGAGAAACGCGUGUGAAGAAGGUUAAAGGGAAAUACUUGCUCUAGAAUGGACAACAUUGAUUUUGAAGGAAAAAAAGUGAGUCCAUGCUUUCAAUGAUCACAUAUUCACAGAUCAUGUACUAAUGAAUAAACCAGUCACAAAUGAGACAUAAUUGAUUUAUGCUGUAAAUAGAUUUUCACUUAAAUAAAAACAAAACAAAACAAGAAAAA